Messenger RNA from Sphaeroforma arctica JP610, 6024 nucleotides. RefSeq lists its product as hypothetical. The transcript has 31 exons. Lineage: Eukaryota; Ichthyosporea; Ichthyophonida. The coding region runs from base 228 to 5966 and encodes 1912 amino acids. Gene Ontology annotation, molecular function: protein binding. The record is from RefSeq and is a predicted model, not a curated record.
UGAAACGCGAUCGUACGUCUUUGCAACAGGUUAGAAAGACAAAGAAUUUCACAUACAUAGCCAUAGGGUCCACUCAGCAAUACGUUAUUUAAAUACAAGCAAUGCCGUGCGAAAGGGGUCAGGACCAGACAGUCGCACGCACGCCCAACCCUCAUAAUAUGCACGUGUGCGAGAGAUAAAGUUUUCUAACGCUCUGUGACUCUCGUGUCAGCGCAACGUUAAACGCCAUGAGUUCAGCAAAGAUAGACAGUCUACGCAAACGCAUUGCAUCUGCACGGGCGGCGGGGAAAGAGACCCGUGAGGCAGAGCUGUGUUUUGAGAUAGGCGAACUACUCAGAGCUAAAGAGAAUUUUGCAGAGGCUGUUGAUUACUUCGAACGACAUGCACAUCUGAGUGAAAAGGCUUGGCAAUCGUUGCCUACAUCCUCCACGCUUGCUAAGGAGUAUGCCUUGGCGUGCCGACUGGUGGGUGAUUGCUACUCGGGUCUUGCAAGAUUUGAGGAGGCGAUUGACUACAACAAGAAGUAUCUUGGCGUGGCGAAGAAGAUGAAGAACCGUGCUAUGGAACAGGAGGCCAUGCAGACCUUAGGCAAUGUGUACCUGGAUAGAUCGCGCGACAACCAGGACGCCUCCAAAGCAGAGGUUGCGUACCGCAAAUGCCUUCAGCUGGUCGAUCGGUUGACCUCAGAGAUGCAGCCGUUCGAUAUCUCAGACAAGCGCUGUCGGCUGUACUAUAACCUGUGCCAAGUGACUAAGAUACGCAUGAAGUUCGAGGCGCAGAAGAGCGGCGAAGCGGGAGAUGGCGAUACGGAUUCGGCAAGGACAACACGGAACGGUGCGAGUCAGUUGGAGGAGUACUGUGAGAAGGCGAUCAAGUGCAGCACACUGGGCCACAAUGUGGAUAUCCGUGUGCAGUCUAUGGUGUUGUUAGCCGAAACCUAUUACCAGACCGAUAGGCCGGAUGAGGCUAAGGCAAUGUUUGAGGAUGCUUUGGAGCCUGCGCGGACAAUCAAGGACAGCGCAGUCAGAAGUCUGCAGAUGUAUCUCAUAUACGUUGGACUCGUCCAGAUCGCAAUGGCGAAUGGAGUGCUAUCAGCGCCUCCGGAUAGCGAGGAGCGUGUGUGGGUGACCAAGCAAUGCAAGAAAGCCUACCUGCUUACCAACCAGGGGACCAACGAAGAGGUGCGUGCGCUGCAGUUGUAUCGCCGAUUGCGAGCGGAUGAUAAGAUAGCCACCUUCAACACACAGCUCCAGAGCAUUGACCCUGAAGACACUCUGUUGCUGUUCAAAACCCACGAACGGUACGGUGACAUGCUGGCUAGCAUGGACGAUGACGAACACAAGGAAAUCGCUCUGGAGCACUACAGCGCAGCCAUUGCGCUGCUGAAGGCAAUGGACUCCAAAUGGCUGUCAGAAGACGAGCGCCUGUCGCAUCUGCACGAUAUGUACACGAGUGCUAUCAUGACUCACUGCGAAUUGGAGCAAUAUGUGGAGGGGCUCAUGCUGCUGCAAAAAAACAAAGCGCUGCAGAAGGGACGGCCGGCGGAGGCGUCCGUGUAUCUGUUUGAAGCAACGCUCCUUCAACAUAAUGAUCCCACACACUCGUCGCAAUUGUCUCUGGAGAAGAUUGCCCAGUCCAGGCAGCGUGCUAUGGAGCUGGCAAAGGAGUACGAUAUCGAGGAGGAGAUGGAGGAUCCGAUGUUCGAUACAGCGAGCAAUGAAAUAAACGGCUUUGAAUCAAUUGCCGAAGACUCGGAUCCAGACGAAAGUAUGGGCGGCGAUGAAGUCAGUGAGAAGAUCAAGGAGGCACGCCAAACGGCCGCGAGAGAGAGAGCGCUCAUCAACAGAGUCAACAAACGCAAUGACAAGGGCGAGACCGCGCUACACUCGGCCGUCAUCAGUGGAGACAGGGCCAAGGUGGUGCAGCAGUUGGGUUGGGGAGCGAAGGUUGUGACGUACGACUUCAUGGGCUGGACUCCCAUUCACGAGGCAGCGAACCACGGCCAUGUGGAGAUACUGAGCUUGUUGCUGGAGACGCCUGGCUGUACGUUGGCCGCAGUCAACGCUCCAAACAACGAGGGCGUGACGCCGUUGCACGACGCUGCCAUGAACGGGUACGACGAAUGCGUUCGGCUAUUGCUGGAUGCCGGUGCAACCAGAAGUCUAGAACACUUGGACCGGAAGAAGCAGCGACCACUGGAUGUGGCCAUUGACGGGUGCAAACAAGUGCUUGAAGAAGCCAUGACAGCCGAAGGCUUGCGCCUGGAUACAAUCGAGGUCAUUAGGCCCGAAUCACCCGAGAAAAUGGUGCAGGACAUCCCGUUGCCCAUGGAAACCGCACAAGCCCUCCGAGCCCCGAAACGGGGCACGGCACACUUCCUGGAUAUGAAGGAACGGAUUGAAGAACAAUACACAAAACGAGCUCAGAUGAAGAGCGCUGAUGGUGUGGACGUGACCAGUGAAUCAGAAGAGGAAGGUCUCACAGAUGAACUGGACGACGAAAGGAAUGCCGACCUCACAGACAGCAGUGACAGUGACAGAUUCGCAGUGACAAACGAUCUCUCGGAUGAAGCACUGAGUGACGCCGACCCAAUGGCUGGCGCAGCCCAUGCCCUGACCACUCGCAGCCCCAAUGUGCAACUGCACGCCCCCAGAAUGGAUGGAUUUGACUCAUUCUCUGACGACGAUGAUGUGUUGAUGGGUGUCAGUAGGUCUGAGCACAUCAACCCUCUGCGAGUGCACGUGGAUGGCGCAGACUCAGACGCAGGCGCAAACAGUGUACACUCGGGCACGCACACGCACACUCGGCACUCCGGAUCACUUCCACACCGUGAGGACGCAGACACGCACACAGGAGCCCUACACAGAGACAGUGGGGAUAGCUCAGAAGGGGCUGUGUGUGUAGUCAAUCGACAACACAUCAACCGCAACCACGGCGUGACUGGGUCUAGAAGCAAACACCGGGCAAAGACGGUGGCAAGCCGGAAUUACAACUACAACUACAACAUCUCACUCAACAGCGAGAAGACGACCGACAGACCAUACGAUGCACACGACGCGUACGACACCCGCGGGCGUAACCACUCAACUGCCGAAGGGCAACACCAGGCGUCUAUGAGACAGACAGCCGGGUCACGACUGAACGCGCACCACCAACUGCUGGGGGACUAUUCGUCUAGUGGGAGUGAUGGCGGUAGUGGACAAUUAAGCAGGAGUGGGCCUGAUCAGCAUAGUGCGCGGGGGACGACGAGUGGGGGUGGGAGGAGGAGUCGCGGCCGGGCAGAGGGCCGGAGCGGUUCUGGUGAGCCUAGCCAUCCGCAGCAAACACGCACACACACACACACACAUGCACACGCAAACGCACACGUAGAAAGAGAGAAAGAGAGUGGAAAACAAAGGCAUGGGCACGCCCACGCCCACGCUCACAUACUAAGAAGGAAGAAGAGGAGACAGCAACCACAUUCUCUGCCAGAUAGGCUGUCAGGUGUGAGUUACACAGGACCCCGAAGUAAUGACACGGGUCAGAUCCAUAGCACACACAACCGCAGGCGGCAGAAAACAUCUGAGAGUCACAGGAGACGAGGCAUGCAUGAGACAUAUCAUCAUGGCAAUGGAGAGCAUUCCCGGGAUAAGGGUGAGGUUAGUGGGGUUGGUACAGGGCGAGUGUCGGAUGAUAGUGACUGUGGGGAUGCGCGUGGUCGUAGUCAUUGGUACAGUGAUGAUAGUAUCGGCGGUGGGAUCAGUAGUGAUGAGAAUCACGCGCUCCGGUCGUCAGCCGGGGUGAACAGCAUGGGCAGAGGUAGUAUUAACAGUAACACGUAUGGAGACAGUAUUAGUAAUAAUGAGCCAAACAGCGGCAACGAUAAACACAACCGACAUAGCAGCAGGCACGGCAUAGGGAGUGGUCGUGAGUCGGGCACUUACCGGUCGAGAGUGGUGGUCAUCUCAUCGGACACAGACAACAGUGCGGCAGAGUCCGCCUUAGACACAGGGAUACCCUUCCACAGGGGAACACACGACGGUGCUCACACACGCACACACGCCAGCGGUACCAUACACACCUUACCUACACAUACACACACACACACACGUGCGCGCGCACAUUCACAACGCAGAGAGGUGGACAGUGGGGUCAUGGAGGAUUACUUCCCAACCAUCGGCAGUGGCACAGUAUCAGCAGUAGCGAAACAACAGACGUCUCUGGCCGUAAACAAUAGGGACAACGGGACACCGGGUGUACCGCCGGAAAUGCCCAAAUUCGAGUUUGGGUUAACAUUCAAGGACAGGCCUCAUUUGGCCCUGCGAGUACGGAUCACUGAACAGCACACCGAUAGCACUGUCCCUAAUACCACCCCCAACCCGUCUGUGCUGCUGUGUGGCCCUUCCCAGUCCAUCGAUACCCUACGCUCAAUGGUUCGUCUGCAUCUACAUGCGCAAGAGGGCGUGCAACCUCGCAUAGUGGGCUUCAGACAUGUAUCGGGAGAGCUGAUUGUCAAGGACACCACUCUACGCAAUAUCGAGGUGCAGGUCUUGAAAGGCGAGCACAACACCAGCCUGCAGGUGAUCUGCGACAGCUGGGAGUGCGAGAGUCCUUUGGAACAGUACAACCGCAUCACACGCACGUGCGCACUACAACCGCUGGCAGCUGUGUGCAAAGGCCUCCAAACACACUACAACACAGAGGAUGCAGAUACCACGUUCCUCAGCCAGCACCCAGCGGAUAGCCCACCCGCACACACCACACUGGCCAUCGCCCAUACGCCGCUUUGUCAUCAAUUGGUGGCGGUGGAGCACUCACAGACAUAUGAACGGUAUCUCCACGCGCCUGUGCACAAUGCCAUGCAGCUGAACGAAGGUGUGGAAGGGCUCCAUCCGAGCGAACGUCAGCAGCGCAGUGACUUUGUUGAGUCCCGGCAGUAUCUCGAGCGCUAUCUGCAGCUGACAAUACUCGUGCGAUGCAUGACACACGUGCGACACCUGUCACGUGUCAACCUGUCACACACCAGGAUCGAUGACACGGGCGUGCAAGUGCUCGUGAGUGGCCUGGGUGUGGGCAGUGCGUUAACUCACGUGCAGCUGAGUGGCAACUUGAUCACCGCUACCGGGGUGGAGUUUCUAUCGCAGACUUUGUCCAAGUUGUGUGUGCUCGACCUGUCAUAUAAUCUGCUGACUGAUUUGGCUGCCCCACACUUGGCACGGAUACUCCACACAAACAACGCUACGCAGAUUCAACGCCUUAGGCUGGACAGCAACUUCUUAAGCAACCGCACACUGUCACACCUGAGCACCCCGCUGGUAUCAACAGUACGCCAAUCGCUGCAAGAGAUUGGUCUCAGCGGCAACGCAGAGAUCACUGUGGUUGCGAUAGUGAAACUCAUCCGGUCAUUUGAUGGCGGAUGUCCGCUGACUGUUCUCUCAGAUGGCGUUGGCUCCAGUUCGCACGCCGCAGCCGUAUCGCCAACUGUCGACCCUCUGAGCCACAACUCACCAACCGACGCGUGUUUAUCGCCGUCUCUCAUUGGUCACACGCGUACCGCUAUACCAGCCGAUGUACACGUGUCUCUCAGAGGCGUGCACCUCACAGACGAGAGUCUGAGGACUCUGUUGGACGCUGUGGCAUCAGGGUUUGUGAUACGCCUCAAUCUGUCGCACGCUGUUCUGCCCGGCAGUGGUCUAGCAAGUGUGCUCCAGGCAGCGGUGGCGACGUCAAGCCGGCUUGAGCAGCUCGAUUUGUCACACCAUGUCAUCUCCGAUGCCGACAUUGCACCACUCCAGUACUGUGUAAAGGCAGUGUGUGAUGGGCAUAGUGUGCUGACGAAGUUGGAUUUGUCCUUUGCGACCCGAUUAGGCCCUUGUGACGGGAUCGACGAGCUUCUCAUCGCCCACGACAAGCUGGCCAGCCUUGAAAUAGUUGCCAGGGGUAUGCGAAUGGGACGUCAAACAGUCCCCUUACAGGCCGGAGCGUGAAAGUAGGUUCCCAUAAACUUAAUCCAUAGUAACUUAGUAAAUAAAUUUAGAAUAUAAA